This is a messenger RNA of Mycena indigotica, 1179 nucleotides long. RefSeq lists its product as uncharacterized. Gene Ontology annotation, molecular function: FMN binding; NADPH dehydrogenase activity. Lineage: Eukaryota; Fungi; Basidiomycota; Agaricomycetes; Agaricales; Mycenaceae. The record is from RefSeq and is a predicted model, not a curated record. The coding region runs from base 1 to 1179 and encodes 392 amino acids. The transcript is spliced from 6 exons.
AUGUCGUCGACUUCAAAACCAGGCGUCAUGCGGUUCUUAAGCUCUUAUCAUGCCAAACGGCGAAAGACAAUCAUGGCCUCUCCUUCCAAACUCUUCCAACCUACGCGAAUUGGGGACAUCGAGCUCUCCAAUCGAGUCGUUUUUGCUCCGGCGACAAGACUGCGGGCGGAUUCCGACCAUGUUGUUCUCCCUCACGUUGCGGAAUACUACGAGCAGCGGGCGAGCGUGGCGGGGACUCUCCUCAUUUCAGAGGCGACGUUUAUUGCUGCGCGAGCGGGUGGACAUAGGAAUGCACCAGGGAUAUGGUCGGAAGAGCAGAUUGCGGCUUGGAAAAAGGUUACCGCCAGAAUCCACGCAAAAGGCUCUUUCAUCUACCUCCAACUCUGGGCUGUCGGUCGUGAUGCCGAUCCUGCCGUUCUAGCUGAAGAAGGCGGCUUUCCUUACGUUUCUGCCUCGAAUAUCCGCCAUAAGGACCGAAAUCAAGUGCCGCGGCCACUCAGGGUCGAAGAACUCCAAGAAUACCUCCGGCUGUAUGCUGUGGCUGCUUCAAAUGCAGUAGAAAAAGCUGGCUUUGACGGUGUCGAAAUCCACGCCGCCAACGGAUACCUCCUCGACCAAUUCCUUCAUGAAAGCACUAACGACCGCGUUGACGAAUAUGGUGGAGAAUUGGUGCAGAACAGAGCAAGGUUUCCGUUGGAGGUUGUGGAUGCAGUCGUGAACGCAGUAGGACAGCGCAAAACUGGCUUUCGCAUCAGUCCUUGGGGCACAUAUAACGACAUGACCAACGACAAUCCAAAACCGACAUACACCUACCUCGUCGCUGAACUCGGCCGUCGCUUUCCUGAGCUUGCCUAUCUCCACAUUGUCGAACCGCGCGUGGACGGCAGCAGAACGCUCGACUUCGUCAAGGAGGGCCAUUCCAACGACUUUCUCCGUGCCAUCUGGGGAGACCGGCCGCUCAUCAGUGCCGGAGGCUACACCCGCGAAAGCGCAAUGGAGGCUGCCGAGAAGGGGGACUUGGUUGCAUUCGCGAGGCUCUUCAUCGCCAAUCCCGAUUUGCCUUGGCGGUUGAUGCACGACUUUCCUUUGACUUUGGGGAAUCGAGCGUUUUAUUACGCUCCUGGGAGCAGCGAUCCGACAGGGUACACAGAUUACUCGUCCUACACCUCAAAAGCAUAG